UUGUAAUGUGUGUUUUUAGUGCGUUUCGUUUUUCCAUUAGAUUUACUUGCCGCCCAGCUCUCACCCAGACCCCACGCGACAGACACUUGUAGCGUGCGGAAGCUACACAUUGCAUAUAUUAUAUAAAAAUGGCAUCACCUGUGCUGGGAUGGAUGUGGCUGAUGCUCGCGCUGGGCCUCUCGCCCAUAGCCCUGGCCUGGAUGGCGCACUUUCGGCCAGCCAGCGUCCAGCUGCGCAUGGAGAAAGCUGUACUAGUGUCGCUCACGCUGGAGAAUGUGCCGCCAUCGACGAUGCAGCAGCCCCAGCGCUAUGUCUUCCGCGUGGAGAGCGCCGCCACAGAUCUGGCCAGUGUGCCCGACGAGAACUCCACCAUAGCCGUGGAUCUGUUCAAUCCGGACACACGUGACUGGACGGGCGACAUCACGGUGAAUGCCCACUUUCUGGGCGAGACCAAGAUCACAGUCCGUCUGUUUGACAACUUGUCGAACAGCAGCCAGCUGCCCACGCAGAGCACCAAUGACAGCACGCUGGACGUGAGGGUGCAGCGUCCGAGCCGUGUGGUGGAUCACGUCUUCAUCGGCUCCAUCGUUCUGCUGAUGUCACUGCUGUACAUCAACUUUGGCGCCGCUCUCAAUCUGGAGGUGCUGCGCGGACUGGUAACGCGGCCAGUCGGCCCCUGCAUCGGAUUCGUGAUGCAGGUGGUGGCCAUGCCGCUGCUAAGCUACGCUCUGGGCAUAUUCAUCUUCCCCGAGGCUCCGGCCAUGCAGCUGGGUCUCUUCUUCACUGGCAUAUCGCCCAGCGGCGGAGCAUCCAAUACCUGGUCCGCGGUGCUCGGCGGCAACAUUCAUCUCUCAGUGCUAAUGACCACGGUGAGCAAUGUGGCCGCCUUUGUCACUAUGCCGCUGUGGAUUUUCACACUCGGCCAGUUGAUCUUUGAGCGGGCUGGUAUGCAGGUGCCAUACGGAACGAUUGCCACCUACUGUGUCUGCCUCAUUAUACCCCUGCUGAUGGGCCUGGCCAUCCAGAAGCGUUCGCCGCGUCUCACCCGUGUCCUCGUGCGCCUGCUGAAGCCCAUCUCCGCCUGCCUCAUCCUGUUCAUUGUGAUCUUUGCGAUCAUCACGAACUGGUAUCUCUUCUACUUGUUCUCCUGGCAGAUUGCUGUCGCCGGCAUGGCGCUGCCUGCGCUGGGCUAUAUCUUUGCCUGGCUGGCUGCCAAGUUGCUGCAUCAGACCGCGGCUGAUGCCCUGACCAUUGCCAUCGAAACGGGCAUACAGAACACAGGCAUUGCCAUCUUCCUGCUGACCACCACGCUGGAGUCGCCGCAAUCGGAUCUCACCACGGUGGUGCCCGUGUCGGUGGCCGUGAUGACACCGCUUCCCCUGCUCGGCAUUUAUCUCUACAAUCGCUGCUGUCGACCCAAGGUGGAUGAGGUGGCAGCGGGCGAGACCCAGCGCAUUGUCUGAGGCAUUUUUUGUGUAUUUUCAACCAUUUUUUAAUUCAUCUUUUUGUACAUAUCUGUAUUAUAUAUAUAUUUAUUUAUAUAUAUUGAUGCCUAUGUCUUAUAAAGCGGUUGACAGUGGUUUGCCGCCAAAGAGGUAGCUUUACAGGCCAAGCCGAACUUUAUACAGAGUAUUUCUUAGUGAUACGAUUGAUUAUUCCAUUCUUUACCAUGAUUUAUUUUAUAAUAAAGGAACCCCCCACACAUAA
Drosophila subobscura is the source of this 1707-nucleotide messenger RNA. Its product is annotated as ileal sodium/bile acid cotransporter. Gene Ontology annotation, cellular component: membrane. The record is from RefSeq and is a predicted model, not a curated record. The transcript has 2 exons. The coding region runs from base 129 to 1463 and encodes 444 amino acids. NCBI's taxonomy places the organism in Eukaryota, Metazoa, Arthropoda, Insecta, Diptera, Drosophilidae.